Molecule: messenger RNA, 2152 nt
Organism: Equus quagga
Lineage: Eukaryota; Metazoa; Chordata; Mammalia; Perissodactyla; Equidae
Gene: B4GALT4
Product: beta-1,4-galactosyltransferase 4
Exons: 7
Coding region: 323-1357 (344 amino acids)
Biological process (GO): carbohydrate metabolic process
Molecular function (GO): glycosyltransferase activity
Source: RefSeq, a predicted model, not a curated record
GCCGGGGCGGGGCCCGGGCCGGGGCCGAGCGCGCGCGGAGCGGCGCAGCGCGAGCGGCGGGGCGAGCGGGGCCUGCGGAGGCCGAGCCCGGAGGGAGGGACCGUACGGCUUCGGUGCGAGCAACACCGCGGCGCUCCCGCUGCCGCCGGCGGGGGAGCCGGGCAAGAUGCGGCCAGAGGUUAUUGGAGCAGAACCGCUGAGCAAAAGCAGGCAUUGCAUCUUCAGUCAUCUUCAAGUUUGCAGUCAGAUUGGAAGAGUGUAACUUGAAGCUUCCUGCCUACAGUGAGGCCGAGAGAUAGCUGUCGCUCACGUAAUAAAAGACAUGGGCUGCAGCCUGACUUUCCACCUUUCUUACAAAUUCCGGUUACUGUUGCUUCUUACCUUAUGCCUGAUGGUGGUUGGGUGGGCCACCAGCAACUACUUUGUAGCUGCUCUUCAAGAGAUUCCUAAAGCAAAGGAUUUCAUGGCUAAUUUCAACAACCCUCUCGUUUUGGAGAAGAAACAAACUCUGACCAAUGAAGCAUCCAUGACAACCGCAAACCUUGACAACUGCCCUUCCAUGUCUCCAUACCUCAGAGGCCAGAACAAGCUCUUUUUCAAACCGGAUCUCACCCUGGAAGAAGUGCAGGCAGAAAACCCCAACGUGCGCAGAGGCCGCUAUCACCCCGAGGAAUGUCGGGCUCUGCAGCGGGUGGCCAUCCUCAUUCCACACCGGAACAGGGAGAAGCACCUGAUGUACCUGCUGGAACACCUGCAUCCCUUCUUGCAGCGGCAGCAGCUGGAGUACGGCAUCUACGUCAUCCACCAGGCUGGAAGUAAAAAGUUUAAUCGAGCCAAACUCUUGAAUGUGGGCUAUCUAGAAGCUCUCAAGGAUGAAAAUUGGGACUGCUUUAUAUUCCACGACGUGGAUCUGGUGCCGGAGAAUGACCUGAACCUUUACAAGUGUGAGGAUCAGCCCAAGCAUCUGGUGGUUGGCAGGAACAGCACUGGGUACAGGUUACGUUACAGCGGAUAUUUUGGGGGUGUUACUGCCCUAAGCAGAGAACAAUUUUUCAAGGUGAAUGGAUUCUCUAACAACUACUGGGGAUGGGGAGGCGAAGACGAUGACCUCAGACUCAGGGUUGAGCUUCAUAGAAUGAAAAUAAUCCGGCCAAUGCCUGAAGUGGGUAAAUACACGAUGAUCUUCCAUACCAGAGACCAAGGCAAUGAGGUGAACAUAGAGCGGAUGAAGCUCUUACAUCAGGUGUCACGAGUCUGGAGAACAGAUGGGUUGAGCAGUUGUGUUUAUAAAUUACUCUCUGUGGAUUAUAAUCCUCUAUAUAUCAACAUCACAGUGGAUUUCUGGUCUGGCCCAUGACCCUGGAUUGUCUGGUGAUGUUUGGAAGAAUAUUUGAUUGCAAUAAUUUUGGCCUAGAGACUUCACCUAGUAGCACACAUUAAGAACUUGUUGGAGCUAAUUGUUGAGUUGAAUUUUUCCUUUUUGUAUUUUCUUAGCAGAGCUCCUGGUGAUAAGGAAUGUAAAACAAUGGUAGCAAGACAGCAUUCUUAGUUGUUUUGAUCAUGAGCGUUAAAUGUUAUGGAUACUUGAAGGACUAAGUAUAAAAGGACUAUUCAAAAGAUAUGAUGAAGGCUACUUGAGAACUCUGAUUGAGGGAGGUUUAUUUAAGUUUGAAGUGAUACAUUAUGGGAUAAAAAAGGCCACGGAGAGUAAGAUUGGUGACUGUCCCAGAGAACCAGAAUUGUUCUCAUCCAAACGAGAAAGGUACGAAGAUAUAUUUCUAUUACUCGUUUAUCCUGCGUGGUCAUCUGUACAGAGGUGGGUCCCAGAUGAGGAGACGGCCACAGAAGUGGGGAGAAAGGUGAAGAAUCAAGGUGCAGUGAACUUGGGGAUGAAGGGGUGGCGGGACGACAGUGUCAGAUGGAGAGGCAGCCGCCGUCGUGCUGGCUGCUGCUGCUGCUGCUACUCUGCAGUGGGUGUCACGUGCCCGGUACGCCUUCCAGGAGUAGCCCAGCAGACGACACAUUAUCUACUAGUUUUUUAAGCAAUUUUGUAAAAUGAUUUUGUACGUGUAGGAUACGAAUUAACAGUUUACAAAUUACAUAUUAUGUAAUAAUACACUGAAAUUACCUCCGUAGUAAAAUACGAAAAUGC